CCUCGGUCGCGCCUCAUGGUGCCGCCGCUCCUCCACCUCCGCAUCCACCCCCAUCCUCACUGCCUCCUCCUCCCCCGCACCCGCCGCGCCGCCCCCAUCCGCCCCAGCCUCAAACCCCUCUGCUCCUCCUCCUCCUCAUCGGAUUCUCCAGCGCGGACCCGGCCUCCCCUCCACGGCCCCUCGCUCCGCCGCGGCCGCGCCCUGCCGGACCACCGGGACCCCUUCGCCCGCGCCUUCGACCUCGCCGCGCUCCGCGUCCCAGCCCCCGCAUGCGCGCCCCUCGAGCGCCGCCUCCGGGGCCACCUCCUCAACUGGCCUCGCGUCCGCAACGUCGCCCGCCUGCCCAACGACCAGGGCCUCCUCGCCCUCGGGCUCGCCCCGCCGUCUCCUGCCCCGCGCGACCCCGCCCCGCCGGCCACUGCGGUGGCGCGGCGGGAGAAGCUGGCCCGCGAGUUCAACGCCCGGGGCUUCCUGCGGUUCCCCAACCUCGCCCGCCUCUCGCGGCCCACUCCCGCCGCGCGGAGGAGGAGGGGGAGGAAGGGAGACGAUGGCGACGAGGAGGCGACGCGGAAGCGCGACAGAGACAAGGCGUAUGUGGUAGAGGUGGUCGGGGAGCGAACGGAGGACGACGACGACGACGAGUGGAAGGGGCUAGUCGGGGAGGAGGGCUUCGGGAGAGGCGCGUGGCGGAUGGGCCCCACUCGGCUGCUGCUGCUGGACGAGAGCUACGCGGAGAGGAAGGUCGAUGACCUGCCGGAGGCUGUCAAGGAUGUGUUAGACCAUGAAACUCAACAGGAUGGAUCAUCUGCUUAUGAGCUUAUAUGCUGUCAGCUAACCUUGUUCUAUAACUACUGGCCAAUGAAUGAGGUUUUAGAGGCAUUACUCCCUGAAGGCAUAAUAAUUCCUACAGGUUUUGAAACAGUAGGGCACAUUGCACACUUGAACUUGCGGGAUGAGCAUCUACCUUACAAGAAACUUAUCGCUCAGGUGGUUCUGGACAAAAACAAGCCAAAAAUCCAAACUGUUGUCAACAAGACGGAUGCUAUUCAAAAUGACCAUAGAACUAUGCAGCUUGAAGUCUUAGCUGGUAAUGAUUCCCUUCAUACAAUGGUCAUUGAGAGCGGCCUCCGUUUUCAAGUUGAUCUGGGUGCAGUCUAUUGGAAUUCUAGAUUAGCCACAGGGAGGCAGAGGCUCGUCAAUGAUAUCUUUAGAGACUCUGAUGUUGUUUGUGAUAUGUUCUCUGGGGUUGGUCCCCUAGCAAUUUCAGCUGCAAAAAAGGUCAAAUAUGUCUAUGCAAAUGACAUAAACCCUACUGCAGUGGAAUACCUCGAGAGAAACAUGGUUCUUAACAAACUCGAAAGGAAAAUAGAGGUUUUUAACAUGGAUGCUAGAAGGUUUGUCAGUUCAAUAUAUUCAAGCCAGCAUGUGCAUCCGGUCACACAAAUAGUAAUGAAUUUGCCCAAUGACGCUGCAGAAUUUUUAGAUGUGUUUAGAGGGAUCUUACGGAAUAGUCAAUCAGGACUGUGUUUUGUCAUGCCGAUGAUCCAUGUUUAUGGAUUUUCCAAAGCAGAGGAUCCUGAACAUGACUUCAAUGAGAGGAUAAAUGUAGCAUUGGGGGAGAACGUCGACAGUGUUCAAAUGCACAGGGUACGGCUUGUUGCACCUGGGAAAUGGAUGAUAUGUGCAUCAUUUACUCUUCCAGAAUCAGUUGCAAUCGCACAGCCAAAUUACAUUAGCUGUUGAAUUUUUUACUCUUCUUACCUCCUCUCGUUGUAUUAUGUCCGCAAAUUCUUUUUUAGAUGGUGUGUACAUCAUUUGACUACAUGGGACAUGAAGAGAGCGUUGGACUGAAUUGUGAAUUUAGGCCACUGAACUACUGGCCGGACGGCCUGAUGAAGGUGUCCUUUCGUCGUCA
This is a messenger RNA of Panicum virgatum (switchgrass), 1915 nucleotides long. Its product is annotated as tRNA (guanine(37)-N1)-methyltransferase 1-like. NCBI's taxonomy places the organism in Eukaryota, Viridiplantae, Streptophyta, Magnoliopsida, Poales, Poaceae. Gene Ontology annotation, biological process: tRNA N1-guanine methylation. The record is from RefSeq and is a predicted model, not a curated record. The transcript is spliced from 9 exons. Gene Ontology annotation, cellular component: cytoplasm. Bases 16 to 1743 code for a protein of 575 amino acids.